AUGAUGAGACGGCAGGGGCAGUAUGGUGAUUCAGGUGUGAACACAUAUGCUGCUGCUGCUCCGAUGCAUCAUAUGUCUGGCCAGAGGAUGGAGCACAAAUCAAGUCAUUUUGAAGGACGAUUGGAAGCCUUCACUCCAGAGAGGGACAAUCCAUAUGCAUCUUCAAAAUCAGAGGGCCAAUGGAGAUGGGAAAGAGAUGGAUCAAAAGGGUCAAAUCCAAUGGUAUCUCAUAUGUACAAUGAAGGCAAGUGUUGCUGUCAACUCUCGCUCAUAUACGUAUAUGCUGAGUCUGGGGAUAGGUCCGGCGGCAUAUGCUUAACCUUGAGGAGGGCUGGUCCUGACAGAGUGGAUAUACAUGACACUGUUAUUCUCGAAUCGAAGGGGAGACAGAGAUGGAGAUGCCGGAGACGAAUGUCAGGCCACAACGAUAAGCUAAGUAUACCUUUGUAUCCUCUCAAAUGUUACUCCAUUCUCUUCUUAGGUUUUGCUCUUCCCUGUAGCUCGCCACCCAUUCAACGGGCUCCUUUUGCUUCUCCAAUCUUGCCCAGAGCAAUUUGUUCUCACGUGACGCUCCUAGGAUCUGCUGUGUUUUCUUUAGCCAAAUCUUCAACCAAGCAUGAUCUGAAGUGCUCACCUGAGCGGGCCAUUGGAAUCCAACGGCGGUGUUGGAUUAGUCGCUCAGGUCAAGGGGGUGAUACAUCAAGAUCCUAUUUCCAGGGUCAAAGGCCUGAUCCAAAACUUGCUAUGGAGAAACAAAACAAUAAUGACUCCCGAUCUCAAUCUCAUAAUGAAGAUAUGGACCUUGGGUAUGAGGACAAGCCUUCCUCGCAGACUUUUGAGGAACUUGAGCAGAAAUUCCUUGACGACAUUAGGAAACUAACCAAGGAACAGAAUGAUGCUGAGGAUGCAGAAAAUGCUAGACACAAAGAGAAAAUUGGUGCGAUAAAUGCUCAGUAUGAAGAACAACUAGUAGCACUUCGGGCGCGGCAAGCAAGUCGUAGAGACGAAUUGCUUCGUAGGGAAUCAAAUGCCCGGCAGCAUCAGUACCAGCAAUCAGUAAUGGAUUGUUACCCUAACAGCAGCAUGGGCCCCUCUGAACUUCGUGGGUACGGUGGAGUUGCAGCCUCAGCUGCUGGUGGCGAAGGGCACCGAGCCUAUAAUACUGAUCAAUAUGAGUCCUACAGAGAGCGGGCUCGAUUUCUUGGAGGUUCUCGUGAUCAUGGGUUUGAGCCUAGAGGUCCAUAUCCAGGAGGCCGAGUUUAUGAUACCGGCUCGCGCUAUUACUAA
Molecule: messenger RNA, 1287 nt
Organism: Prunus armeniaca (apricot)
Lineage: Eukaryota; Viridiplantae; Streptophyta; Magnoliopsida; Rosales; Rosaceae
Source: the annotation of a GenBank genome assembly